Messenger RNA from Mytilinidion resinicola, 657 nucleotides. Its product is annotated as sigma receptor and C-8 sterol isomerase. The transcript has 3 exons. Gene Ontology annotation, cellular component: endoplasmic reticulum. The coding region runs from base 1 to 657 and encodes 218 amino acids. NCBI's taxonomy places the organism in Eukaryota, Fungi, Ascomycota, Dothideomycetes, Mytilinidiales, Mytilinidiaceae. Gene Ontology annotation, biological process: ergosterol biosynthetic process. The record is from RefSeq and is a predicted model, not a curated record.
AUGCACUUCCGUACCGCUGCCAUCCUCGUCGGCGUUCUAGCCGCUCUUAUUAGCCUCUACUCCAUCCUAGAAGCGCGCCUCUCUGAAUUCUACAUCUUUGACUCGCCGUCUCUUCACGCGCUCGCUCGCGAGGCGAUAGCCACCCAUGGCAAUGACACCGCUGCUAUGGUGCGCUACAUCGUCGAUGACCUUUCACAAAAGCACCCGAAGAACAUAAAUCUAGAUCAAGAGUGGGUCUUCAACAAUGCUGGCGGUGCGAUGGGUGCGAUGUAUAUUAUUCAUGCGAGCAUCACAGAAUACGUAAUUAUCUUCGGCACAGCCAUCGGCACCGAAGGCCACACAGGCCGCCACACCGUCGACAACUUCUUCCACAUUCUCACCGGCACCCAAACAGCCUACACGCCCGGCCCGGGUUCCUUCCUACCAGAAAUAUAUCCGCCCGGUAGCAUGCAUCACCUUCGCCGCGGCGCUGUCAAGCAGUAUAAGAUGGACAGCACGUGCUUCGCGCUCGAGUACUCGAGAGGCUGGAUCCCACCGAUGCUGUUCUUUGGAAUGGCUGAUAUGGUGACGAGUACGUUGGACGUUCAGAACAUAUGGUGCACGGGGUGGAUUACGGCAAGGGAGAUGGGGCGGAAUUUAGGGGCUGGGAAAUUUUAG